AUGGCAGAGCCAGAUUUGUACUUUGAAAAGUUUUUAGGAGAAGGUUCAUUUAGUUCGUGUUAUGGAACCAGAGUGAAAGAGAUAUUCAACGACGAUGGUCACGUAGAGUUCAAGAUUCCUAUGGAGUACGCAUCUGGAGGAAGCUUGAGGAGUUUCAUGGACAGAUUCAAAGACAGGAAGUUGCCUGAUCCGAUGAUCAGAGACUUUACUCGUAUGCUCCUCGAGGGUUUAGCCACGAUUCACGGACAAGGCUAUGUUCACUGCGAUCUCAAACCGGGAAACAUCCUUGUUUUCCCGAGUUGUGUCUACAAGAACGGCAAGUCAAAAGCGUCUUAUGAAUUGAAGAUUUCUGAUUUCGGGAUGUCGAAAAGAGACGGAGACAGUAACUGGUGGCAACCUCAUCGUCCGUUUGCGGGAACACCGAUCUAUAUGUCUCCUGAAUCGGUUUCUUACGGCGAGACAAGGACCGGACUUGAUUUAUGGUCGUUGGGAUGUGUUGUGUUGGAGAUGUACACUGGGAAGAGACCAUGGUGGCAUAAAAACUACUACUUGAAGUAUCUCAAGAACGGCUACACGCCACUUAUUCCGAGAGAUCUUCCUUGUGAUGCAAGACUCUUUGUCAUGGCUUGCUUCGCAUUGGAGGUAGAAGAGAGGAAAGACGCAUUGACAUUGUUGAGGCAUAGAUUCUUGCAUGGAUAUGUCAAUAAGAUCAUAGAGCCUCCGGUGAAUGUGACGAAGACUGAGAAUCCGAAGAACAUUGCUCUGGAAUUGGAGAAAAUUAGACAGAGGCUUUCGGAAAUUAGGUCUAUACUGUCUAUUUGUGUAUAUAUAGACUCGUGUGGAAUUCAAGUCUAG
Messenger RNA from Arabis nemorensis, 855 nucleotides. The record is from the annotation of a GenBank genome assembly. NCBI's taxonomy places the organism in Eukaryota, Viridiplantae, Streptophyta, Magnoliopsida, Brassicales, Brassicaceae.